AUGGAUUUUCACCAUGUUUAUAAACUUUUUAGCUCCACGUAUCACUCGGACUCGAGCGUACAGAAACAAGCCGAAUUGCAAUUAAAGCAGGUAGAGGCAACACCGGGCUUCAUUUCUGUGCUUCUUCAAAUACUCGUAUCUCAAGAGACCGAACUUGCAACGAGUCAAGCCAUUUCUAUUUACCUGAAAAACCGAGUUCGAACCUCGUGGGAAUACGAAGACUCUAAGUCAUCAAAUAUUGUACCCAUUGACCCUCAAGAUCGUGAACAGUUUAAAGGAAGCAUACUGCGCGUAUUACUAGAAGUACCUAAUGCCGUAAGGUUACAGCUUAUCGACUCGCUGGGUAGAGUCCUUUCCAACGAUUAUCCCGAAAAAUGGCCAGAUUUUAUGACUCAAGUGAAUGCCCUCCUAUCAUCAAAUGAUUUAAAUUACGUGUAUAUAGGACUAUUGGCGUUACGGCAGGUUGUUAAAGUUUAUCAGUGGAAAGCCAGUGAAAGUAAUAUACCCCUUUUGGAAAUAGUCCAACAAACUUUUCCCAUUAUUUUGCACAUAGCGCAAAAUUUACAUAAUGAAAUUAGCUUGGAGGCAGCCGAAAUGCUAAGAAUUGUUGUGAAGAUUUACAAUUCUGCAACACAAUAUGAACUUCAUAAGCCGCUUCAAGAGGAUUCUUCGAUUGUACCGUGGAUCACAUUAAUGUUGCAAUUGUUUGAAAAGCAUAUUCCUCAAGAGAUAAUACCCACAGACAUCGAAGAGCGGCAAAGAUUUAUUUGGUUUAAAACCCAGAGAUGGGCAUGCAAAAAUUUGAAUAGGAUUUUUUCAAGAUAUGGAAAUCCUGCACAACUCGCGACAUCAUCCACGAAAUAUAAUGCAUUCGCGGAAAAAUUUGUACAUCAUUUUGGACCGCAGAUUCUUCAGACAUAUCUGCGUCAAGUUGAGCGUUGGAUUAAACGCGAAAUAUGGCUAAGCGAUAAAAUUCUUUAUUUUUGUUCGGACUUUUUUAAAGACGCGAUUACCCAAAAAAUUACAUGGCAAAUUAUUAAGCCUCAUACAGAAACAUUGGUCUCUCAAUUCAUAUUUCCGCAAUUGUGUUUUUCUGAUGAAGAUGAAGAAUUGUGGGUUGAGGAUCCUGUUGAGUAUAUACACAAAAAAAUGGAUUUCCUGGAGGACUUUACGUCACCAUCUGUGGCAGCUAUAACUUUCCUGAUGGACCUGGCACGACAUAGGAAAAGAUAUACAUUCAUGGGAAUAAUGGGGUUCAUCAACACAAUACUCACAACUUAUCUUUCGGCUACCCCGGAGAAUCAAAAUCCGCGACAGAAAGAUGGUGCCCUUAAGAUGCUUGGCUGUUUGUCUGACAUGGUUCUCCGUAAAAAAUACGGUGUUGCACACCUAAUGGAGGGAAUUUUCUUGAAUCACAUUUUUCCGGAGUUCUCAAGUCAAUACCCUUAUUUGAGAGCAAGAGCGUGUGACAUGCUUGUAAAAUUUGACGAAUUGGAUUUUGAACAUGAGUCCAGUCUUGCCACCGCGUUUCAAGGCGUCACAAUUUGUAUGAGCGAUUCUGAACUCCCGGUAAAAGUUCAAGCGUGCUUGGCCUUGCAAUGCCUAAUGCGUCACGAAUCUGUACGCACCGCUUUAAUACCUGAUCUACCAAUUAUAAUGCAAAAAUUGCUUGAACUCACGAAUCAGAUUGAUAGUGACACUCUAUCUACUGUAAUGGAAGAAUUCGUUGAAGUCUUUGCAGAGGAAUUGAGCCCUUUCGCUGCUCAAUUGUGUGAACAACUAAGAGAUACUUUCCUUCGGAUAAUGCAAGACUUUCAGGAUGCUCCUGCAGAAGAUAUCGAUUCCCCCGAAGAUAUGGAAAUAAGUGAAAAAACAAUGGCCGCCACAGGAGUGCUCAAAACCAUUACUACUCUGAUCUUAAAUCUAGAGAGUACACCCGAAGUUUUGUCUCAAUUGGAGAAUGUGCUCUUACCCAUUAUUAGCUUCACGUUGAAAAAUACAAUCGCUGAAUUGUAUGAUGAUGUUUUUGAUAUUAUUGAUAGUUGUACUUUCUCCACAAAACAAAUUUCCCCCACAAUGUGGGGAGUGUUCGAAUUGAUUUACAAUACCUUUAAGGGAGAUGGCACAGAAUCUGGAAUAGAUUAUAUUGAAGAGAUGCUUCCUUCAUUGGAUAAUUUUAUAUCUUAUGGCACUCAAGCGUUUUUGCAAAAUGCCAAAUUCCCGGCAAUGAUACAUGAUAUUAUAGACACCGUCAUGAAAAGCGAUCGCCUGAAUGAAAAUGAUCGCAUUUGUGCUUGCAAGUUGAUUGAAUCCGUAUUGUUGAACUGUCGCGGAUAUGUAGACCAGUUCGUCGAACCGUUUCUUGAUCUCUCUCUUCAUUAUUUGUCUGACGUAAAAAAAAUCACAAGUAUCCCUUUCAGGAUUCAUUGUAUCGAAGCCGUCAUAAAUUGCCUCUAUUAUAGCCCACGUAUUACCAUUCAUCAUCUCGAAAAAUGCGGAAUGACUCAGGCAUUCUUCACGUUAUGGUUUGAGAAUAUUAACAAGUUUUCGCGUGUUCACGACAAAAAGCUUGUUAUCGUCGCCCUUUGUGCCCUGAUUGAAAUGCCAGUCGAACAGUUACCGCAAGCUUUGCAAGCUGGUUGGCCACAGGUAUUAGAUGGCAUCCUGACAGUUUUUAAAACAUUGUCAAAGGCUGAAGAGAAUCGACAGCGUAUGGAAAAAGCAGGUACAGAUGGCGAUGAUUCUCUGGAAGAUGAUUUUAACUCUUCGGAACUUAAUGAUGAAGUGGAAGAUGACGAUCAGGGUGACGAGAAUAUAAUUGAUGAAGACACGCAAUAUUUGGAAUAUUUAGCGCGAGAGGAGCUCUUCUUUGAAUCACCUUUAGAUAAAUUAGAUGUAUACACAAGAUUUCAGGAAACUUUUGUGGGCGUACAACAACAUUACCCAACGUCAUACUCCCUACUCACGGAAAAUCUUGACCAGGAUAAACAAAAUUUCAUCUUGUCACUAUUCGAAAAAGCCGAACGACAAAAAAACCAAGAGAACGGUUCAAAAUAA
Messenger RNA from Acaulospora morrowiae, 3057 nucleotides. NCBI's taxonomy places the organism in Eukaryota, Fungi, Glomeromycota, Glomeromycetes, Diversisporales, Acaulosporaceae. The record is from the annotation of a GenBank genome assembly.